Messenger RNA from Prunus armeniaca (apricot), 2223 nucleotides. The record is from the annotation of a GenBank genome assembly. Lineage: Eukaryota; Viridiplantae; Streptophyta; Magnoliopsida; Rosales; Rosaceae.
AUGGCACUAGAAUUUAUCGGCGGAACACUGUUUACGCUGCUCUACGAUGGCGUUAAGCAAGCCAUGAGCAAGGGCGGCACCUUUAAAUCCCUUCUCGGAGAUCUAAAAUCCACCCUAGACUCUUUGGUAGCUAGAGACAUCCAACAAAUUGGAGAGCAUAACGUCGAAUUGGGUCUCCCAAAUGAGGAAAUCGAAGGUCUCAAAAUGCUAAUGGAGGAAGGUGUAAAGCUCGUUGAGAAGCUAUCGAACUUUAGCAUGUGGAACUACUGCUGCUUAAAUGAUUACAGUGAGCAGAUUGUUGAAUUGGAUAGGGCUCUGAAAAGAUUGUUGCAGAAAUUGAAGAUGCAAGAAGCAAGGGAUGUGAAGGAGGUGUUGGUUUUGGCAAGGCAAAACCGAGACAAGCUCGAUGAAGUGAAUAGAAGACUGUUGGAUAUACAGAAAUUGCUGCAGGAGAGAGCUGGGGAUGUCACGGAGAGCUCGGUUUCAGGAGGCAAUGCGGAGACGGUGCGGGAGCAAAGUCAAGGGAAUGGUGAGCAACAAGUGACGUCGUUCGAUGGAGGGACUUCUCUACAAGCAGUUUUUGUUGUGUUGUUUGAUGUGGUUAUAGAAGUGAAGGACAAGACUACGGUGUUUAAACCCCUCCUUGGAGAUCUCAAAUCCACACUAGACUCCUUAAAACCAUUGAUUGAAGAGAUUGCAAAACAUAACAAAGUAUUAGAUCGCCCAAAGGAGGAACUAGAAAAUUUUAGAAAUCAAAUGGAAAUGGGUGUAGAGCUCAUCCGCAAGUGCUCCAAGGUAGCAAGAGAUGUGAAGGAGAUGUUGGUUUCAGUAAAAAAUAUAGAGGCAGUGAUCCAGAAAAUUGAAGGAAGUGGUCUGGUGCAAGAUCAAAUUCAAACUAAAGGUUGGGGUGCAUUACCUGAACCUUUAUCGCCCAGAGUUGGAUUGGAUUUAGUGAACGUGCAGGGAACAAGGGAUGUGAAAGAGACAUUGGUUUCAGCUAGGAAUACAAAGGCGGUUGUUGAUAAAAUUGUAGGGAGUGGCGUGGUACAAAAUCAAAGGGCAGCCGAAAAUCAUAGCAGGAAUAUAGAUUCAAAUGCUAGCAGGAGCAGAGGGAGUGAAUUUUCGGAGGCAGUAACCCGACAAAUGGACAAGUCACAGAGUGAUGGGAAAAUUUUGGAGACAUCCAACUUAAGAAUUUUCAGUUUUUCAGAGUUGAGGGCUGCUACUAGGAAUUUCAGCCGAGACACAAUGGUUGGUGAGGGAGAAUAUGGGCGGGUUUUCAAAGGUUGGGUGUAUGAGAAGACAAUUGCACCUUCUAAGGCUGGUAGUUGGAAUUUCGGGCCGGUCAGAAUGGGUGGUGAGGGAGAACCUCUGCCUGUUUUCGGUGGUUGGAUAGAUGAGCUUGCACCUUCUAAGGUUGGCAUAGGAUCACCUGUUGCUAUCAAGAAAUUGAACCCAGGAAGUGCAAAAGGUUUUCAAGAUUGGCAGUCAGUGGUGAACUUCUUAGGGAAGCUUUCUCAUCCCAGCCUUGUCAAGCUAUUAGGAUACUGUUGGGAGGAAAAUGAUCUACUCCUUGUUUAUGAGUUCAUGCCAAGAGGAAGCUUGGAGAAUUACAUUUUCAGAAAAUUUUCAUUUCGAGUAGGGAGAUCUAGCACUGAACCACUAUCUUGGGACAGCAGACUCAAAAUAGCUAUUGGAGCAGCUCGAGGCUUAGCUUUCUUACACACUUCAGAAGUACAAAUCAUGUACAGAGAUUUCAAAACCUCAAACAUAUUGCUUGAUGAGAAUUAUAACGCAAGAAUCUCAGAUUUUGGCAUGGCAGAAUUGGGGCCAAUUUUUGUAGAGUCGCAUGUGUCAACUAGGAUUGUGGGCACAUAUGCUUAUGCUGCUCCAGAGUAUUUUGGAACAGGUCAUGUUACCACGAAGAGUAACGUGUAUUGCUUCGGUGUUGUGCUGCUUGAAAUUCUGACUGGGUUCCAGGCACUUGAUAGGCGUCGCCCCAUUGAACAGCAGAAUCUGGUCGAAUGGGCUAAACCACUUUUGUCUCAUGAAACAAAGUUGAAAACCAUCAUGGAUCCAGGGAUUGAGGGACAAUGUUCCUUAAAGGCAGCAUUACAGACAGCACAGAUUAUUCUAAAAUGCCUAAAACUAGAUCCUAAAAGCCGACCUUCCAUGAAAGAAGUUGUGGAAGCAUUGGAACAUGUUCAGGAAAUUAAGGAAUAA